CAGGCUGACUCAUCAGUAGAAACUGGGAAGAGCUGCAGAAGGGAAGCCAAACAGGCAAGCUGAUAACUCAAAGAAAUACUCUUUUGAGUUGGGGGUUCAGAGUGGAGCCAUCAUGAGCGAUGUUACCAUUGUGAAGGAAGGCUGGGUUCAGAAGAGGGGAGAAUAUAUAAAAAACUGGCGGCCAAGAUAUUUCCUGCUAAAGACAGAUGGCUCUUUCAUAGGCUAUAAGGAGAAGCCCCAGGAUGUGGAUCUGCCAUAUCCACUCAACAACUUUUCAGUGGCAAAAUGUCAACUAAUGAAAACAGAGCGACCAAAGCCAAACACAUUCAUUAUCAGAUGUCUUCAGUGGACCACUGUCAUAGAGAGGACAUUCCAUGUAGACACUCCAGAGGAACGGGAAGAAUGGACAGAAGCAAUCCAGGCUGUAGCAGACAGACUUCAAAGGCAAGAAGAGGAGAGGAUGAACUGUAGUCCAACUUCACAGAUAGACAAUAUAGGAGAAGAAGAGAUGGAUGCUUCAACAACCCAUCAUAAAAGAAAGACAAUGAAUGAUUUUGACUAUUUAAAACUACUGGGCAAAGGAACAUUUGGCAAAGUUAUCCUGGUCAGAGAGAAGGCUAGUGGGAAAUACUAUGCUAUGAAGAUUUUGAAAAAAGAAGUCAUUAUUGCUAAGGAUGAAGUGGCUCAUACGCUUACAGAAAGCAGAGUAUUGAAAAACACCAGACAUCCUUUUUUAACAUCCUUGAAAUAUUCCUUCCAGACAAAGGAUCGUUUGUGUUUUGUGAUGGAGUAUGUUAACGGAGGAGAGCUGUUUUUCCAUUUGUCGAGAGAGCGGGUGUUCUCAGAGGACCGCACACGCUUCUAUGGUGCAGAAAUCGUCUCUGCCCUGGACUAUCUGCAUUCUGGGAAGAUUGUGUACCGUGAUCUCAAGUUAGAAAAUCUAAUGUUGGAUAAAGAUGGACACAUAAAAAUUACAGAUUUUGGACUUUGCAAAGAAGGAAUCACAGAUGCAGCAACUAUGAAAACAUUCUGUGGUACUCCAGAAUACCUGGCACCUGAGGUGUUGGAAGACAAUGAUUAUGGUCGUGCAGUGGACUGGUGGGGAUUAGGAGUUGUCAUGUAUGAAAUGAUGUGUGGGAGAUUACCAUUCUACAACCAAGAUCAUGAGAAACUUUUUGAACUGAUACUAAUGGAGGAUAUAAAAUUUCCUCGAACUCUGUCUGCUGAUGCAAAAUCAUUACUAUCAGGCCUACUGAUAAAGGAUCCAAAUAAGCGACUUGGUGGAGGCCCAGAUGAUGCAAAAGAAAUCAUGCGCCAUAGUUUCUUUGCUGGAGUAAACUGGCAAGAUGUAUAUGAUAAAAAGCUUGUACCUCCUUUUAAACCUCAAGUGACAUCUGAGACAGACACCAGGUAUUUUGAUGAAGAAUUCACAGCUCAGACUAUUACAAUAACACCGCCUGAAAAAUAUGACGAGGAUGGUAUGGACUGCAUGGACAAUGAGAGGCGGCCGCAUUUCCCCCAGUUUUCCUACUCUGCAAGUGGACGAGAAUAACUUCUUUGUUCUGCUGCUUCACUGUCAUCUUAGGUUAAUCACUGAAAAUGAUUCCUGAACAUCACCACAAGUACUAGAUACUAUUUAAGAUAGCAGGGGCACUUUCAGAGACCGUUCCAAAUUGAACAAGUUUCUUUCCCAAACCUACCUAAAA
Molecule: messenger RNA, 1706 nt
Organism: Merops nubicus (carmine bee-eater)
Lineage: Eukaryota; Metazoa; Chordata; Aves; Coraciiformes; Meropidae
Product: RAC-gamma serine/threonine-protein kinase
Exons: 13
Coding region: 113-1552 (479 amino acids)
Biological process (GO): protein phosphorylation
Molecular function (GO): protein serine/threonine kinase activity; ATP binding
Source: RefSeq, a predicted model, not a curated record